AGCAUUUCCGGUUCGGGAGGCCCCAGAGCGGUUCCCAGCCGCCGGGAUGCACCGGCGGGGGGUGGGAGCGGGCGCCAUCGCCAAGAGGAAGCUGGCGGAGGCCAAAUACAAGGAGCGAGGGACAGUUCUGGCUGAAGACCAGCUGGCUCAGAUGUCUAAGCAACUGGACAUGUUUAAGACCAACUUAGAAGAGUUUGCCAGCAAACACAAGCAAGAGAUUCGUAAAAAUCCCCAGUUUCGGGUCCAGUUUCAGGACAUGUGUGCAACCAUUGGAGUGGAUCCAUUGGCAUCUGGUAAAGGAUUCUGGUCAGAGAUGCUGGGAGUUGGAGACUUCUACUAUGAGCUGGGUGUUCAGAUUAUUGAAGUUUGUCUGGCUCUGAAACACAGAAAUGGAGGUCUCAUAACCCUGGAGGAACUUCAUCAGCAAGUGCUGAAGGGAAGAGGGAAGUUUGCCCAGGAUGUCAGCCAGGAUGAUCUCCUCCGCGCAAUCAAGAAGCUGAAAGUUCUGGGCAGUGGCUUUGGGAUUAUUCCUGUCGGAGGGACAUAUCUGAUCCAGUCUGUACCAGCUGAACUGAACAUGGAUCACACAGUGGUUUUGCAGCUGGCCGAGAAAAAGGGGUAUGUAACUGUCAGUGAGAUCGAGUCCAGUUUAAAGUGGGAGAUGGAACGUGCCAAGCAUGUGCUGGAACACCUGCUGAAGGAAGGCAUGGCCUGGCUUGACACACAAGCUCCAGGGGAAUCUCAGUACUGGCUGCCGGCUCUCUUUACAGAACUUUACUCUCAGGAAAUCACUCCAGAGGAAGCAAAGGAGGCAAUACCCUGACUGUUAAGAGGAAAACAUGGAGCUGUACAUAUUCUCCCUGUGCUGUAUUACUUGAAGUAGGACAUUUAGCCUUAAAGUUUGUUUAAACAAAGUCCCUAGGUUUACCCAUUUAAUUGGUCAAAAUUAUACAUCUUUAAAUUUCCUUUGAAUUGUACCAACCUUUACCAGUGGUGUAACUUAAAGGGCUACUGUUCUAAACUAGAACACUGGAAGGAUGUAAAAGUGAUUCUACCUCCUUAAAAGGGUAAAUUCCAGUUUAAGCUUAUCAGCUGUGGAGACUAAACUGUUCCCACCAGCAUCCCUGCUCAAGUGUUUUAGAAAGCUCCUGUAAGCUCAAGUCACUUUCCCCAUGAAAAAUACAAUAGUCUAGAUUCUGCCAAAACAAACUUUAUUGCACAAAAAAAUCUUAUGUACAAUUGUAUAUAAACAAGGUGUUUUAUAGUGACUCUUGUGCAUAUAUUUUCAAAUCAUUAGGUCUAAAAUUCUGUCACUAAAACAGGUCUGCCUAGAGCAGUCAUUGAGGAUUGUCACUUUGAAAUGGAAACAUUCAGAAACAGCAGGACGGGUAACAGCGCUAUUAAACUAAUACGUUUACAGCCACAUGCUUUAGGUGAAUGGUGCCCACAGUAAGGCAUUGUGUGUGUGGAUGGUAAUGCCACAUGCAUCACAUACAUAUUUCUGAAUGAGAUCUGCCUUAUGAAGGCAGAGGCCAGCUCUAACCCAUUUUAAAGUGGGGAUACUAUUGAUUGAUGGAAACAGUGAAAUUUACAAGGGGAUUAAACAGAGGCAUCACAGUAGCACAGCUCGUGCCUUCUCAUACAGAUAUGCCUCCAUGAAACCUUAUAUCAAGGAAUAAACUGCUGUAUUUACUUCCA
Gopherus flavomarginatus (Mexican gopher tortoise) is the source of this 1698-nucleotide messenger RNA. RefSeq names its product SNF8 subunit of ESCRT-II (gene SNF8). Gene Ontology annotation, biological process: protein transport to vacuole involved in ubiquitin-dependent protein catabolic process via the multivesicular body sorting pathway. NCBI's taxonomy places the organism in Eukaryota, Metazoa, Chordata, Testudines, Testudinidae. The transcript is spliced from 8 exons. The record is from RefSeq and is a predicted model, not a curated record. Bases 47 to 823 code for a protein of 258 amino acids. Gene Ontology annotation, cellular component: ESCRT II complex.